AUGUCUUCCACGGCUGCUAGGAUCAAAAGGGCGUCAACAAUAAAGAUACAAAAGAUGAUGCGAGGGCAUACCAAGCUGGUCCGAGGCGUUGCGCACCUGCCCGGCGGGCAGCGUAUCAUCACAUGUUCGAGAGACGGCUCACUUCGACUAUGGGACCUAGAGAGCUGUACUCAGAUAGGCGAAGAAUGGCGAGAUGAGGGGGAUGAAAUAGGGGUAUGGAGCAUGGCACUGUCACCAAACGGCAGAACCAUUGCCAGCAGCUAUCUUGAUGGGACAGUAAGGUUGUGGGAUGUUGAGACAAGGAAGGUCAUCACGAAAUGGAAAGAGCCCAGUGGAGACGUCAACUCGGUAUGCUGGAGUCCAGAUGGUGUACAGGUUGUGGUCGGAUCCGCGGAUGGGACAGCAAGAGUGUGGAAUGUCGAGAGCGGCAAACCAUUGAUAGUCCAGGGUUUGAAUCCAAUCCAAACAGGACACGAGUCGGUAUACGUGGUGAGUUACUCACCCAAAGCAACAAAGAUUGCAACAGGAGGGUACAGCGAAGAUGGAAUCGAGAUCCGGGAUGCAAAAACUGGCAAGCUGCUCUCAAUAAUCAAACACGAAUAUGCGGUUUGGAGCUUGGCCUGGACGUCGGAUGAAAAUAAGCUUAUAUCCGGUUCGGGGAAUGGCUCGCUUAGGAUAUUCGACACUGCCACAUGGCACCAGAUCGCCGUUCUGGACGGCCACAACCAGGUUGUUGAGGCCAUCACUUUAUUUCGCAAUGACCGUCUCCUCGCGAGUACAUCUUGGGACAAAACGGCACGUCUCUGGAAUUUGGACACUAACCUCUCUAUCGGUCUACCCCUCAAGCACGAAAAGGAUGUCGAGUUUGCAGCCUUUUCUGCUGAUGGAAAGAUGCUAUCCACAGCUUGCGCUGAUGAAAACGCGUACGUGUGGAACAUUCACGCCAUCCUCAAAGCCUCUGGCCUAGAAAACCUCCUGUCCAUCCCUGCACAACAAUCUGGACUCAAAAAGAAGAAGUCGUUCUCAAAUGUACUAGCUAAUGCUACGCAACAUCCAGCUCCCCUUCAACUUCCAGGAUUGCUCGAUGACUUGCAAGACUGUGAUCAUUUCCCCACUAGCAACAGUCUUCAUCCCCUUCCCUUUGUACAUCGCCGACGCAGUGCUUUUGCACCCUUCCGGGAGUCGCGUCCACGUACGCUCCAAGUCCGCCUUCCCCCACUUUUCCACCCCUCACAGCCCGACGUUGAAGACCCAAUCGAACUCCAACAACGCUCAGGGCUCAGUACUUCCUCUAGUCGCACUCGUGUUGUCGAAGUUGCUGCGCAACAAGACAACCAGGUGUUGCACGUUGCACGGCCGCCAGAACGAGCUAGUGACAAGGAGAAACGCAUCAAAAACCUUACAUGGUGGAAUCGUUUUAUCCUGAUCCUCUUUUGUGCGUCUCACUCUCCCGUUGAUGGUUCAAGUUCAUAUAUAUCUUUCGCUAUCUCACCAAUGACAUCGGUUGACAUCUCGCAUCCUAACUUGUGCGUUAAGAAAUGGCGCCACGUGUUGGAUAUUUUUCCUGCGCUGGACUCGGUUAUGCAUGGAUGCUUCUCAAAAGAAAACAAGACUACCUACUUGCCCGUUCGCUCGAACGUGCUACCACAUCCGAGUACCCUGCAUGCCACUAAACCUCCUGCAGAUUUCCCUUGUCAAUACGAGUCAUCCACUACCAGCCGUUUCCAUCGUGAUCGCUUUCUACAUCGCUGCCGUAGUGUUUUUGCACCAUCCUGGGGAUCACCUCCACGUGCGUUCCUCGCUCGCCUUCCCCACUUAUUCUACCAUUCCCCACCCGACACUAAUGAACAAGUCGAACCUCAGCAACGCCCAGGACUCAGUACUUCCUCCCGUCGCAGUCCUCCUGUUGUCGAUGUUCCUGCACUAGAUGAUAAAAAGGCACUGUAUGUUACUUGGUGGCCGGAACCAGCUAGCCACAGGGCAAAACGCGUCGAGAACCACAAAUGGUGGGCUCGUGUUGUGCUGUUCCUCUGUUGUGUGUCUCCGUCCACAGAAGACGGCCACUGA
Suillus plorans is the source of this 2067-nucleotide messenger RNA. Its product is annotated as WD40-repeat-containing domain protein. Lineage: Eukaryota; Fungi; Basidiomycota; Agaricomycetes; Boletales; Suillaceae. The record is from RefSeq and is a predicted model, not a curated record. The coding region runs from base 1 to 2067 and encodes 688 amino acids. Gene Ontology annotation, molecular function: protein binding. The transcript has 9 exons.